AUUUUAGGCUCAUAGUUCUGUCAUUAUUUUUAAUGAUUUCUGUGACCUUCUGAGGUUUCUACGGUGAUGUGUGUGUUAGCAACUUAUGAAGGUGUACUAGCUUUCCCCUUGAUUCCUAACAAGCAUGAUUUCUCUUAAUACAAGAAUUAUUUACAUAUUAUCAUAAGCUUGUUUGGUCGUCAAAUCAAGUCUGGUUUAUAUCAGCAACUCCACCAAUUGAAUUGAAUUGAAAUGAGGAAGCACAGAAAUGUAUCAUGCGAAAAUGAUUCCCUCAAUCAAAUUGGCUGGUUGAAGUUAGACUUUGAUGUUUUAGUUUGUUUGAUUUUCCUAUAUGUAUUUGCAGAUAGAUUUUUCGGUGGAGCUGGUGAAGGAGGUGGACAUAGGCUGCACAGGAGUGUACGGACAAACAGAUCUUUGGCGAAGGCUGGGAACUAAGGCAGGGUUGUGAACCAGGGCAGGGAAAAAAUGGGGACGCAAAUGUAUAGAGGUGAGCAAGACCACCCUGUAUUCUGUAGUUUAAGUAUCAUAGUAGAAAGCAUGCAUGGAUAAUCAUAUAGUUUGUUGUCUAAAGUGACCAUAGUAAAAUUCCUCGAGUUCCAGAAUACCAUAUAAAAUAACAAUAUGUAAUUAGUAAGGAAAAGAAGCCAUUUGAUUAAACAGAACAAAUGGUUGGGAAAAUUGUUAGCACAUGACGAAUUGCUCGGAAAAUUACAGGCAUUGCGAAUAAACAAAGUUGUGAAGGUUGUCUAUGUUCUCCUAUAUGCUGUGCAGAUACUGAAACUUGUAUUUCCUCUGUACCAUAAUAAUUAUAGUUCUCCCCAACUAUAAUUAUUAUGGUACAGAGGGAGCAGAAUGCAACCUACUGCAGCACCAUUUAUACCUUCAGAGUCUGUCUUCUGGUCAUCCAAGUCCCAGUUGGAGAGUUCUGCAUGCACUAACACUGAAUAACGCACAUGCACAGGCAGCAGCAUGCAUUUCCAGCCCACCUCUGUUUCUGUUCUGCAGCAUCCUCCCUGUUUUUCAUUCAUUUUUGCUCUCCAAAACGGCCAGUUGCUACUCUGGAUACAAUUUCAUGACACAAGUCACAUUCUGCAUGCAAUUUACCAUGCAGCCAAAACAUUUAAUUAUUUCCUUGCUACAGAUGAACAUUCUUCAGACAAAACAUUCUUCAGCCAUUAUGCAUUCACACAACACAGAUGAACUAACACAACCACAUCAGUUGCAGUCUUCAAAAGCAGUCCUCAACUUGAGCAGAGCAAAGCAGAUACUGCAGAAUGCAAGCUUAGUUGUAGAAUUUGCAUCGUUGGAAAACUGAAUUAGGACUCACUUUGGAAGAAUAUUAUUAUUAUUAUUAUUGCCUCUUAAAUAGCCAAGAAUAUUGUUUCUGGAAGAGUGGAGUUAUAUGUAGUGUGAUCAUGUUGUUCACUGAACUGAAUAUUGUGGAAACUGCCAGUUUAACUAGAUCAUUUAGAAUCUAUUUGAAUAAAACUGAGAAAGCAGCAUAAGGGAAUGACUGAAAAUCUCAUUUUCACAAGAUUACUAGCUAAAUUUGUUGAGUUCAUGUUUGUGCUUCUUGAACUGCAUCACUUUUCAUAUGUCACUAACUUGGUACUCAUCUAUCUUUUUCAGGUCAUGCCGUCAUGGUUGCACUGGUUCUUCUUACCACUGUCACAGCAGCAAGCCCGAUGACUGGCUAUUGGGAUUAUCUCUGUGACGAUGGCAACUACACUGCGCCCAGCAAAUACCAGCAGAACCUUGAAAAACUGUCCACCACGCUGCCCGAGGCGGUCGCCUCUUCCCCCACUUUGUUUUACAGGCAGAUAGCUGGUUCCAGCCAGGACAGAAUACAUGCUCUGGCAAGAUGUCAUGGUGACACAGAGGCGUAUGACUGCGAGAGAUGUCUCACUCGGGCCUUCCAGGACGCCCGGGUUGUAUGCACAUUCAGGAAGAGUGUUUCUAUCUACUAUGACACGUGCAGUCUCUGGUUCGCUGAGAAGAACAUCAAAAUUCAUCUUGGAUAUUGGAAGUCAGACCUUAUGGCGGAUGGUCCCCCAAUACCUGCCUACUGCAAGGCAUUCAAGAAGGAUGCCAGUACACUUAUUGCAGACGUGGCAAGAAAGGCAGCAGAUUCUCCUCAAAGGCAUGCCACGGGAGAAAAGGAUCGUGAUGAGCGUGCCUGCAAAUACAAACUGUACAGUUAUGCUGACUGUUUACCUGGAAUUUCAGCUGCUGAGUGUCAGGCCUGUUUGGAAGAUCUGACCACUACACCAAACCUGAGUGGUGGGCAAAUGGGUGAGCGAAAGGCUACCCUAUUGUGCAGUUACCGGUUGGAGCCUUAUCAGUUCUUCAAGGCUACGAAAGGUGAGUUACCAUGAGAUGCAGAAUUGAAUG
This is a messenger RNA of Hordeum vulgare subsp. vulgare (domesticated barley), 2391 nucleotides long. RefSeq names its product cysteine-rich receptor-like protein kinase 10. NCBI's taxonomy places the organism in Eukaryota, Viridiplantae, Streptophyta, Magnoliopsida, Poales, Poaceae. The transcript is spliced from 2 exons. The record is from RefSeq and is a predicted model, not a curated record. Bases 1641 to 2375 code for a protein of 244 amino acids.